CUCUGGAAGUGACUAUGGACUGGUGGUCAGAAAAUUACUGGGUUAUGAUUGACUUGUGGUCAAAGGCUUGGCUUGUGGAGGCAGUGGUUGGCCUUUCUAAAAGAAAUGUCCUUGGUCCUCAGUCUUGCAAUCCAGAAAUUCACCCUCCAGUAUUUUAUCUUAUGUGGACCAUCAUUAACAUUGCAAGAAUAUCCAGCAUGCCUCUAUGGGAGAGCCACAUUCUAUUUGGAGCUGUCUUACUCAGAUGGCUUCUACCAGUCCUCAGCUUCUACAUGCUCUUCAUUUCCUACCGUAACCUCAACAAGCACAAAGCCUGGCUAGCCAUCAACAACCCUAGUGUGAUCCCAUGGACACGGUAUCUGACCCAGAAUGGCUUGGCAGUGUUUGCCUGGUGGACCCUCUUGAAUGCUGUGAUGGAUCUUGGCAUAGUGCUCAAGUACAGAGCUGGUCUGCCUGACCCACAGGUCAGCACCAUCAUGCUCACCAUAGUCACCUUGUGCACUAUAAUCUGGUUCAUCCUGCAGAACGUCCUAUUAAUCAAGUGCAUGCGCUAUACAUUCAGCGUUUACGCCAUUCUCAUUCUGGGCGUGGGGGCAAUGUUCACCAGAAGCUAUCGUGUCCACAACUUCACUACAAACGCAAUCUACUGUGGGUUUCUUAUGCUCCUGAUGACCAUCAUGAGUAUGAUCCAUUUGGUCUCAGCAUGCUUGUGCACGGAUAAGACAAACAAACCUCUUGCAGUGCAGCCUCAUUGGAAAUUAGCGGACUGUAAGACCGUGUGCCAACCAGAGGGAAAGAUCAAGCAAAAACAUCAAAACUGAAAUCACCACAAAAGAUUUCUGCAAAAUCUGGGUUCAUCUGAUCAAAAACAAAUUAAAUAAAUCAAUUUAUGUAUCAAACAUGUGGAAACAUAUUCCUGAGUCACAACAUCUGACCAUUUAUCCAUUGGUCUAACUUAAAUGUGAGAAUAGUGGUUAUUUGCAAUUGUGCACUUUACAUUAAUUACCAAAGGGGGGCAGCAAAUACUCACUUCACACUAAGAAUGUGUCAUGACAAAGAA
This is a messenger RNA of Lates calcarifer (barramundi perch), 1060 nucleotides long. RefSeq lists its product as uncharacterized. NCBI's taxonomy places the organism in Eukaryota, Metazoa, Chordata, Actinopteri, Centropomidae. The transcript has 6 exons. The record is from RefSeq and is a predicted model, not a curated record. Bases 15 to 821 code for a protein of 268 amino acids.